UACACUGUUGCUACUUUUUCUGUCAAUUGUGGAUGUAGAACGUAUAAAUUGUCUGGAUGAAUUUGAAGCUGAUCAAAUGACAGACGACGAGUCAGCGGCAGCAUCGUCAUCGGCAUCGGAAAAUGUUAUCGACAUUUCAACGAGUACAACCCAGUGUUUCUCAUCAGAGUCACCGUCUUUUUGCCCGGAUAUCGAUGAUGAUAAGACUGAUAAGUCUGAUUUCAACAUUGCAGCAAAAGCAGCUCAAGUUGCAACAGCGGCAAAAGAUGCACAAUCAAAUGCCGCUGAAUGUGCGGCCAACCAGGUGAAAUUUCAGUUGGCCGAGAAGGCGAUUAAAGCCUCAAAUGCUGUUCAAACUGUCCUGGAGUGUAAACGGGCCUUGGUCGAUAAAUUGAAGAUGGAAAUGAGCGCAGCCGAUGCAAUGUCAAAUCAUUUGGGAAAUUUCAUACAGACGAGUGAGUGUAAUGCCCAAAGAGUCGAUAGUGCAUUCAAAUCUGCCGAGUCACAGUUUAAACAAUUGCUGGAAAUAGAGAAUUCGAUGCGUCACAGUGUUUCGGGCCUGUCAUACAUGGGUAAAUUGGCUCAAACGGAUUUCAAUGCGAAGCGUCACAUGCUCAUCGGAGCCAAGGAACGCGCCGAUCGACUUCAAAAGCAACUCGACUCUGUUCGCAACGAGUAUGAAAAGGUCAAGGUGGCUGCCUAUCAAGCAGCCUGUGCUGCAGUUGAGGCCAGACAGAAGGCAGACUCCACAUCCGAUCACAACUGUCACAGUCGCAGUCGCAGUCACAGUUACAGACGACAACAACGUAACGAGCUACACAAAAGCCAGAAAAAAAAAUGUAGAAAAUCAUAGAUGGACUACUUAUGAAUGGGGGUAAUGGGUGCCUACCAACGGGAUAAACUUUAUGUUUUGUAUUUUGUGUUACUUUUGGAAUUCUGUGUUAUU
Messenger RNA from Drosophila innubila, 946 nucleotides. RefSeq lists its product as uncharacterized. The record is from RefSeq and is a predicted model, not a curated record. NCBI's taxonomy places the organism in Eukaryota, Metazoa, Arthropoda, Insecta, Diptera, Drosophilidae. The transcript has a single exon. The coding region runs from base 77 to 853 and encodes 258 amino acids.